Molecule: messenger RNA, 854 nt
Organism: Trematomus bernacchii (emerald rockcod)
Lineage: Eukaryota; Metazoa; Chordata; Actinopteri; Perciformes; Nototheniidae
Product: TBC1 domain family member 23-like
Biological process (GO): embryonic brain development; retrograde transport, endosome to Golgi
Cellular component (GO): trans-Golgi network
Source: RefSeq, a predicted model, not a curated record
CGACACGUAGACCGUGUUGACGUCACUGACGUGCUUCGUCAUCAGAACCAUGGCGGACUGUGUGGAGGCGGAAGCUCUUCAGGGCAGCUGGGACCAGGAUCUGAUGGAGGCUCUGGACUCGGGCUCUGACAUGGAGACGGAGAGAGGGAUCCUCCAGGAGAGAGGGAUCCUCCAGGAGAGAGGGAUCCUCCAGGAGAGAGGGAUCCUCCAGGAGAGCUCGGCCCAGCACAGAGCCAAGAUGUGGAAGAUCGCUCUGAAUGUCUCAGGGAAAGGAGACAGUCUGUCUCCGUGGGAUGGAGUCCUGGAUCUCCCCGAGCAAAACCUGAUCCACGCCAGCAGCCAGCAGCUCAUUGACCAGCUGAAGGUGUGUGAGGAGGACAGCAGAGACAUGGUGUGUGACGUGGAGGCGGUCAUCACGUUCUACUGUAAGUCCAGGAACCUUCAGUUCUCUGUGGAUCUGAGCUGGCCUCCGCUGCUGAAGCCUCUGCUCGCUCUGCAGCUGCCGCGCAGCGACCUCUACAACUGCUUCUACGCCGUCAUGAACAAGUACAUCCCCAGGGAGUGCGUAGCGAGCGGCCGGCCGUUCCACCUCUACCGGCUGCUGCUGCAGUACCACGAGCCAGAGCUUUGCAGCUUCCUGGACACCAAGAAGAUCACACCCGACUCCUACGCCAUCACAUGGAUGGGCAGUCUGUUCUCCAGCCACUGCCCCCCCGACGUCACCCAGGCCUUCUGGGACUGCUACCUCCGACAGGCCGACCCCUUCCUCAUCUUCUUCCUCAUGCUCAUCAUCCUCGUCAACGCUAAAGAGGCCAUCCUGACCCAGGAGGGAGACAGCAGAGAGGACAUCAUCA